This is a messenger RNA of Caenorhabditis auriculariae, 3927 nucleotides long. The record is from the annotation of a GenBank genome assembly. NCBI's taxonomy places the organism in Eukaryota, Metazoa, Nematoda, Chromadorea, Rhabditida, Rhabditidae.
AUGAACCAAAUAUACAACUUCAUCUCGACCUGCGACAGUGUAUCUGUGCGUACCGAUGAAACAGUGGUGGUCAUGUGCAUUAUUUACUCGAUCUGCGCAGUGAUCGUCUACUUCCUUCACACAUUCUUCAUCAUUUGGCUGCACUUCCACUUUGUCCGUAUACUCAAAUCAACAUAUCGAGAAGACAAAAAGGUUCACGAGACUUUUUCAUGAGGUUUUUCACAAUUUGUUCCAGCAAACCUACUACGCCGCUGUACCGAUCCUAGAAAUGGGAUCGAUUCUGUGCGGUUUCCUCUACCAUUUCGCCUCUUUGCUACCGAAAUCUUUACUGAACAACAGUAUGACGGCUGCUGUCAUUGCUGGAGCAUUUGCAAUGUUCGUAUACUCCUUGCCGCUGUUCAUUUCAAUAAUUGAUGCCAUUUUAUGUGUACAGAGGAUUUUCGUCUUUUUCGAUAUACUCCCACAGUUCAGCAAAAAUUUCAAAUUGUGAGUGAGGGAAAAAUUGAAAAAAAGCCUAUGAGUGUAUUUGCAUUUUUUUUUUCUCAAAAUAAUUUUCUCAUUUAGGGUGACGAUUAUUCUGACUUUGGUGUUAUGCCCCGCACUGACCUAUCUCACAAAUCGUUCAAUGUUUUAUUCUAAUCGUGUUUUCGGAAAAUAUCAACUAUACCUAAUUUCGGAGCAGACGAACAGUGAAGCAUCGCAUGUUUUGGACAAGGAAGCACAAGAAAGCUAUGCUUUUUAUUGGGUGAGUCCAAUAGUCCAUUCUACAAAAAUUUCAUUUCAAGAUUGACAUGUUUUCUCGAUUCGCAACUUCUAGUUUCUGUAUCAUUGGCUACAUGAUCUUCAUCAUUAAAAUUCGAAGAAAAUUCAAUUUUCAAUCGAUUUCCGUCUCCUCAAGAAAUGACCUCAAAAUAGUGUAUCAAGCUUUGCCCAUCGCUGUUUCCAGCUUUGUGAGAGUCAAGUUUUUUUUUUUGCCAAACCGGUCAUGAUUACAGUUGGGAACUCUUUGGCUUUUUUUAAGUCUAGAAGAAGAAGGUUCUCGAAGGAAUGUAUACUUGAUGGGCCGUAUUUAUACUGUAACCUUGAUGGGUGAGUUGAGUCCCGUAAAUCGAAUACUUUGAGGAUAGUAGGAAGUUACAAUAAGCCAACCCAUGAUUAACAAUAUUAAAUUGAAGGUUACGUCAUCCCACUUUCAUUUCUCAUAGCGAGCCCUGAGAAAAGGCGACUAUUCAUCGAGACGACGUUUCUCAGAAAAUGCUUCCGACUCAGAAAACUAAUCGACGCCAGUUCUGUCCACACAAGAUCGAGCAGUCAGAAGAGUUCGGAGCCCUCCUCGCGAGUGUCUUCAAGUAAGUAACUAGUUCAUUAAAUUUCAGGGUUUAUGCUUUGGUGUACCCUUUAUUGCCGCAUUUUUUCAAGUUUGUCAAAUCCUAAUGUACUAAUUGAAUCAAAUAUUUUUUUUUUUGAAAAUCAAAGUUCCAAACUCUCAAAAUUUGGACUUUUCCAGUUCCCUCCUUGCAUUUUGAAUGGGAAGAAAUAAAUUUGAAAAUGUUCUCAGUUUUUUUUUUUCCAAAAGCUAAUGUCAUAGUGACCACUCCAAAAUCUGCGUCUUCCCGUGCAAUACCGCGAAAAUAUUUCCAUUCUCUCUUCUACCUCCUGAAAUGAACUCCGGCACGCGUAAACUUUCUCUGACUUUAUCUGAAGAUGACUUGCGGCCACAUAUGAGAAAAGCAAGUAAGUUUAUUAUUUAGACAUUUAUUAGUAUUCAGAGAAGCUUCUCUGCUGGCGACUCGGGUGGUAGAAAUGAGAUAAAAAGGAUUAGGACACUUGAAAAAAAAAAAUCACGAGCCACGUUUUUUCAAGUUUUUGCAGAAUCCUCGCAAAGAUCGUUUACGGUGGUCACCCCAUUUGAAAACUCUCCGGCGCCUUCGCCCCAUAAAAGUCAAACGAUCGCCGACUUGAAUAGAGAACACGAAGAGAGAGAACUUCGCAAGAAGAAAAUCGUCGAAGAAAUUGAAAAAAAGAAAAAAGAAGAGUUGGAAGAAAAGCUCGAAAAGGAACGAAAGGAACAAGAGCAAGCUGAAAUAUAUAGACAGCGGCACCAGAUCGAACGACCAUCGAGCAACGUAAUAUAUUUCUUUUUUUUUUCAUUCUAAUUUCAAUUACUUUGAGUGGAUAUAAGAACAAAGAAUUUGCUGUCAAAUAGAGUCUCUAAUAUUCUUCAAAAGUACAAUGGUCCUUUUCCAUCCUUUUUUAUCUGAAGAGUGGGCAAAGCCGGACUUGGAAAUUCUAAUUUGGACCGCUUUCUGAUUCUGGCAAUUGAACAAUCCCUUUUUACAGAUGGCUUUAGAAGGAAACCUCACAAGGCGGCGUUUCAGUGAUAAGAAGUACUUCAAUUGGGACUCCGAAGAAGAUAACGAUGUACCAAAGGACCCUGACAGUGUUUCAAUAAAGCCUUUCUCGAAGAAACAUCAAGAUAGGUAGGGUUAUAAAAAGUGAAACUUCUUUUUCUAAAGAAACAUCUUGCAGGGCAACUGAACACUGCCACCUAUGCUACCUAGCCAGGAAGGCUGACAAGUCUGAAAAAGAAAAAGAUUACAUUAUGAGUGAAGCUUGCGCACAUGUCAACGAUUUUUCGAGGAAUUAUAGUACUUGAAACUAUAAUGGGAAUAACGUUCUUUUAUUCAUCCCUUGUUCGAAAUGAAAUCGAUUACUGUCAUUGUACUACUUUAAUUUAAUAAAAAAGCUUUGCUUCGCUCGACAUGCUUUUAUGGGAAAGUUUGCCGUUUUGAGAUGGUGGAAUAUCAAAACUUAUAAAUUGAAACGAAAAAAAAAGAAAAAAAGGCAAAGUUCAAAGUAUUUAGCUUCCAAAAAUUCCUGCUAUGAAGGUCACCAAAAUUACAAAAACUUCGGGGUUCGCGAAGUUCAGUAAUCUUUUAUCUUAUUCGACAGAGAAAGAGACAUUUUUUCGAUAUCAAUUCAGUUACCCCAUUUCAAGACCAAAAUGAUUAUUUUUUCUGUGAUCCAGCUACUUUCCAAUUGAUUGCUUUCCAAAGCUGAAAUAUAGUGUAUACGUUUGGCGCAAAACUCUAUUGCUUUUCAACCUGGCAUCUCAUAUUUACAUGUGUCCCAAUACCUUUCCGCCGUCGCUUGUGACUAUAAAAGACGAAAAGCAAGCAAAACAUUUUUUUUCUCGAAAUGAUAUUUUUCAGUACCCUAACAAUACUUCUAGCUUCUGCCGUUGCAGCACAGUAUCCAUGUGGGAUCUUUUCAAACAAAAAAGUGCACUUUUAAAAAAUUUAAGCAGUGAACGGAUUUUGUCCUUCGGGCUUCUACCUUCACCCAGCAUCCCAAUGCUUCGUCAAUUCCAUUUAUUACGGACGUAAGAUUUUGUUUUAAUAUUUGUUUUUUCUGAUUCUGCUAUAUUUUUCCUCAAUUUAGAAACCGUUAAUGGGUAUUGUCCUUCGCCAACUGUUCCUGGUGAUGGACUGUGCUAUCAGAUAUCUUCUCAAUUAUAUUUUGGAGGUUAAACAUUUUUUAGUAAUUUAAAAGUUCUGUUAAAUAAUACAAGCAAAAAUUUAACGAUUGGUGAUAAACUAAAGAAAAAUUCAGUUUUCUUUCAGUUCUGUUUAGGGACUACAUUUUUGGGAAAUUCAAAACGAAACUGACUGAUUUUUGAAAAAUAUCAGUACAAAGUCUUUUGCUAUUUUUUUUUUAAUGUUGCCCUAUAUUAAUGCAAAACCUCUGCAGAGACUUUCGAAGAGGCUCUAUUAGAGCAGAAAUAAUGGAGUUAGUGAACUUUCCGAGCUUCGAUCCAAGAAAAAAAAAAACGAAUUUUCAGCCUGUGUCAACUCAUUUUGCCCCAUCGGAUACACUUGCUCUCAAACAACAGCAUACACUUACUGCUGCGUUCCCGGUGGAAAAUGA